AAGGAGGUGGUGAAACUUUUAGAUGCGGGCAUAAUUUAUCCUAUUUCAGAUAGUCCAUGGGUGAGCCCGAUGCAAGUGGUUCCAAAGAAAGGAGGUAUCAUGGUGAUUAAGAAUGACAGCAAUGAAUUGAUACCAACUAGGACAAUCACAGGUUGGAGAGUGUGCAUUGAUUACCGAAAAUUGAAUGAAGCAACAAGGAAUGAUCAUUUCUCACUUCCUUUCAUCGAUCAAAUGUUGGAGAGAUUAACAGGGCAUGCUUACUAUUGUUUCUUGGAUGAUUUUUUAGGUUAUAAUCAGAUUGCCAUUACUCCUAAAGAUCAAGAGAAGACGACAUUCACUUGUCCCUAUGGCGUCUUUGCCUACAGAAUGAUGCCCUUCGGGUUGUGCAAUGCAUGGGCCACAUUUCAGCAAUGCAUGAUGUCGAUCUUUGGGGAUAUGGUAGAGCGGUUUAUAGAAGUCUUCAUGGAUGACUUCUCUGUUUUUGGUUCUUCUUUUGAUAAUUGUUUAUCUAAUCUUUCAUUUGUUUUGCAGCGAUGUCAUGAGACAAAUUUGGUGCUCAACUAGGAGAAAUGCCAUUUCGUGGUACAGGAAGGAAUAGUACUCGGUCACAGAAUUUCAAAAGACGGCAUUAAAGUGGAUCUGGCAAAAACUGAAGUGAUUGAGAAACUGCCACCACCUAUAAACGUUAAGGCAGUUCGGAGUUUCUUGGGGCAUGUGGGGUUCUAUAGACAGUUCAUUAAGGAUUUCUCUAAAAUCUCUAAGCCCCUCUGCAGUGCUAAGGUGAUAGUCUACACGGAUCAUUCGGCACUCAAGCAUUUGUUGGCAAAGCAAGAAGCAAAACCUCGGCUGAUAAGAUGGAUCCCAUGACUACAAGAGUUUGAGUUAGAGAUCCGAGAUAAAAAGGGGUUAGAAAAUGUGGUGACGGAUCAUUUGUCGAGGAUUGAACGACCAACCCAGGGAAGUGAAGAGGAAACCCAAAUCAAGGAAACUUUCACGGAUGAGAAAUUGAUGAGAGUUGAAGAAACACCUUGGUAUGCAGAUAUUGCAAACUACUUGUUAUCGAGAGUGCUCCCAAAUGGCAUGACCUUCUAGCAAAAGAGGAAGUUUUUCUCUGACUUGAAGUAUUAUUUCUGGGAAGAACCAAUUCUGUAUAAACACUGUGUUGAUUAGAUGAUACAUAGGUGUGUCCCGGAAGAUCAGGAAUGUGAUUAAUGUCAACGGAGUGGAAAUAUUUCAAGGAGAGACGAGAUGCCAUUGAAUAACAUCCUAGUUGUUGAACUAUUUGAUGUGUGGGGAAUUGAUUUCAUGGGUCCUUUCCCAAAUUCUUAUGAGAAUAUGUACAUUUUGGUAGCAGUGGAUUAUGUUUCGAAAUGGGUGGAAACAGUUGCAUUGCCAUCCAAUGAGCCAGUGGUGGUUAACUUUGUGAGGAAGAGCAUUUUCUUAAGAUUUGGGGUACUAUGGGCAAUCAUUAGUGAUGGAGGCUCUCAUAUUUGCAAUAGGCAAUUAGACGCCUUGUUGGGAAAAUAUGGAGUGAAACAUAGAGUGGUCAUACCAUACCAUCCUCAGACUAGCGGGCAAGUGGAACUGUCGACCCGAGAGUUGAAAAGGAUUUUAGAGAAGACAAUUAAUGCAUCCAGGAAGGAUUGGUCACGGAAGUUGGAUGAUGCAUUAUGGGCAUACCGCACUGCAUUCAAGACUCCGAUUGGCAUGUCUCCAUUUAGGUUAGUAUAUGGGAAGGCAUGUCACUUGCCGGUGGAACUUGAGCAUAAGGCAUAUUGGGCCGUGAACCAGCUAAACAUGGAUUUACGAGUUACUGGGGAACAAAGGAUGCUGAAAUUGAAUGAACUUGACGAGUUCCAUCAUGAAGCGUAUGAGAAUGCUCAGAUAUACAAAGAAAAGACCAAGAAGUGGCAUGACAAGCAUAUCAGGAAGAAGAACUUUGAAGUGGGGCAUGCUUACUACUAUUUCCUGGAUGGUUGUUUAGGAUAUAAUCAGAUUGCCAUUAUUCAUGAGGAUCAAGAGAGAACGACAUUCACGUGUCCUUAUGGAACCUUUGCUUACUGAAGGAUGCCCUUUGGGUUAUGCGAUGCACCAGCCACAUUUCAGAGAUGCAUGAUGUCUAUCUUUGGUGAUAUGGUGGAACGGUUUUUAGAAAUCUUCAUGGAUGACUUCUCUAUUUUUGAUUCAUCUUUUGACAAUUGCUUAUCUAAUCUUUCUUUUGUUUUGCAGCGAUGUCAGGAGAUGAACUUGGUACUCAACUGGGAGAAGUGUCACUUCAUGGUCCAAGAAGGAAUAGUGCUUGGUUAUAGAAUUUCAAGGGAUGGCAUAGAAGUGGAUCGAGCAAAAAUAGAAGUGAUUGAAAAGCUACCACCACCCUCAAAUGUUAAAGCAGUUUGGAGUUUCUUGGGGCAUGCAGCCUUUCAAACUCUAAAAAAAUUAUUAGUGUCUGCACCUAUUAUUGCAGUUCCCAAUUGGGGACUGCCAUUUGAAUUAAUGUGUGAUGCUAGUGAUUUUGCACUAGGAGUAGUGUUAGGACAGAGGAAAAACAAAGUGUUGCAUGUAAUUCAUUUCGUUGAUGGUUAUUCAGGUUAUUUUCAGAUUGCGAUUGCUCUGGAGGAUCAAGAGAAGACGACUUUCACAUGCCCAUUCGGAACUUUUGCAAAUCGCCGCAUGCCUUUUGGCCUUUGCAAUGCCCCAGCCACUUUCCAAAGGUGUAUGGUCAGCAUAUUUUCAGAUUAUGUUGAGCAUAUCAUAGAAGUUUUUAUGGAUGAUUUCACAGUUUAUGGAAACUCUUUUGAUAAUUGUUUGGAUAACCUUACACUGGUUCUUCAAAGAUGCAUAGAAACUAACCUUGUGUUAAAUUCUGAAAAAUGUCAUUUUAUGGUUGAUCAAGGUCUGGUUUUGGGUAAUGUGGUUUCAUCUAGGGGAAUUGAGGUAGAUAAGGCCAAAGUUGACAUUAUUCAAUCUUUACCUUACCCUACUAGUGUACGGGAAGUUUGUUCUUUUCCUGGACAUGUACGUUUUUACCAAAGAUUCAUCAAGGACUUCUCCAAAAUAGCAUUACCCCUAUGUAAGUUGCUGCAAAAGGAUGUGGUUUUUGAGCUCGAUGAGGCAUGUAAAGAGGCGUUUGACAAGCUGAAGAAACUGCUGACUUCUACCCUAAUUAUCCAGCCCCCUGACUGGAACAUUCCUUUCGAGAUAAUGUGCGACGCAAGUGAUUAUGCAGUAAGCGCUGUUCUGGGUCAAAGGUGGAAAAGCAUCUCAUCUCAUGCCAUUUAUUAUGCUUCCAGGAUUUUAAAUGAUGCCCAGAGAAAUUAUUCCACCACGAAGAAAGAACUUUUAGCUGUUGUUUUUGCUUUAGAAAAGUUUCGAUCUUAUUUGCUUGGUACUAAAAUUAUUGUUUUUUCUGAUCAUGCAGCUUUGCGUUAUUUGAUGAUGAAGAAAAAGGCAAAACCGAGAUUAAUAAGGUGGAUACUUCUCUUGAGUGAAUUCAAUUUGGAGAUCAAAGACAAAAGAGGGACAAAAAAUCAUGUCGCGGAUCAUUUGAGUCGUUUAGUUCACGUGGAGGAUGAACUUCAUUUGGCUCAAAGAGAUAAGUUCAAGAGUGAUGCCAAAUACUAUGUGUGGGAUGACCCCUACUUAUGGAAGCAUUAUGCAGAUCAAGUAAUAAGAAGGACAGGUAAUAUAUCCCAAAAGAAUGAGAUGCCACAAACCCCCAUACUGUUUUGUGAAAUUUUUGAUGUUUGGGGCAUCGAUUUCAUGGGACCGUUCCCUGUAUCUUUUGGUUAUGUUUAUAUUUUGCUUGUUGUUGAUUAUGUCUCGAAUUGGGUGAAAGCUAAAGCCAUUAGGACUGAUGAUUCUAAAGUUGUUGCAAAUUUUAUCAAGUCUAAUAUAUUCUGCAGGUUUGGAAUUCCAAGAGCUCUAAUAAGUGAUCGAGGCACUCACUUUUGCAAUCGAACUGUGGAGGCUUUGCUGAAAAAGUAUCAUGUGACCCACAAAGUGUCUACUGCCUAUCAUCCGCAAACUAGUGGACAAGCGGAAGUGUCAAAUCGAGAGAUCAAGUCCAUCAUUGAGAAGACGGUCUAUCUAAGUAGGAAAGACUGGAGUUUGCAUUUGGAUGAUGCCUUGUGGGCGUAUAUGACUGCAUAUAAGACGCCCAUUGGUAUGUCACAAUUUUGUUUGGUGUUUGGGAAAGCAUGCCAUCUUCCAAUUGAGUUAGAACACAAAGCUUAUUAG
This is a messenger RNA of Pistacia vera, 4236 nucleotides long. RefSeq lists its product as uncharacterized. Lineage: Eukaryota; Viridiplantae; Streptophyta; Magnoliopsida; Sapindales; Anacardiaceae. Gene Ontology annotation, biological process: DNA integration. Gene Ontology annotation, molecular function: nucleic acid binding. The record is from RefSeq and is a predicted model, not a curated record.